UUUUCCAGCAGGCGCGCGCUGUGCAGUGUGUGGCGGACUUACGGUAAAGCUUGGACCCGCAGUGUCCACGGACAGAAUCAGGUGAUCCGCGACGAGCUACACGGACCAGCCAGCCCGGGGCCGAGCGUCCCGACCAUGCACGAUGUCAUGUAGCCAAUGUCGGAGCGCCAACGGUCCACAUUUCCGCCUCCAAUCGGGCCCGAGCUCGCCGCGCCGGUGCGGCCGCGUGACGAUGGCGCGUUAGGGCCGCCGGUGGCGCAGCAGCAGCGAUCCUUGUCGGUGUUUCCUUUAUGACCAAUCCCAUCCUCGCACACGACGACUGCUUUCAACAUGGGGCUGUGCUACAGUCUGCGCCCCCGGCUCUUCGGGGACCUGAGCGGGUCCAUCUCCAACGCCGCCUCGGACUCGGAGCAGCCGCUGGACGUCGCCGCCGCGCCGACCCGCGCUCAGGGAGCUCGCCCGGAGGACAGCGGAGGAUGCGGGGAGGCGUCGUCGCUACGCGGCGGCCCGGUAGUGCGCCCCGCCGGGGACCCCGGCCGGCCGCCAGCAGCCGGGGAGCACCGACGCGGGGAGACCACGGCCACGGACGGCGUGCUCAUCCAGAACGGAGGCGGCAAGGCGGCCAACAAGGAGCGCGGCCGCCGCCUGCAGUUGCCGCACAAGAGCAGCAGCCAGAAGCAGAAGAACUGGGACAAGCUGCUGCUGGAGGAGAAGGAGGCCGAGAAGGAGGCGAGGAAAGUCAGCAAGAACAUUGACAGGGCCCUCAAGGAGCUGAAGAGGGAAUACAAACAGACUCACCGGCUGCUGCUGCUCGGGGCUGGAGAGUCUGGAAAAAGCACCAUUGUGAAGCAGAUGAGGAUUCUCCACGUCAACGGCUUCAACGCAGAGGAAAAGAAACAGAAGAUCCAGGACAUACGGAAAAACGUAAAGGAUGCCAUAGUGACAAUAGUGUCAGCGAUGAGCACUUUAAUACCCCCUGUCCCGCUUGCCAACCCAGAAGACCAAUUCAGAAUCGAGUACAUCAAGAGCAUAGCACCUCUCUCUGACUUUGACUAUUCGCAGGAGGGGGAAGCCGGAGUACCCGGAGGGAACCAACGCAGUCACAGGGAGAACAUGCAGAGUCCACACAGAAAGACCCCUUGCCGGUGGAUCGAACCCAGGACCUUCUUAUUGUAAGGCACACACACUAGUUCCUGUUCCACCGUGCUGCCCUGAUUAAAGUAAUGGGGAAUGUAAAUGUCUUCUACAAAAGCCCCAAAUAUUUUUUUGAUUCAUUUUCAAUCAUUCCUUUGCUCUACAACAGUGGUUCUCAACCUUAUUUCAGUGAUGUACCCCCUGUGAACAUUAUUUUAAUUCAAGUACCCCCUAAUCAGAGCAAAGCACUUUUGGUUGAAAAAAAAGAGAUAAAGAAGUAAAAUACAGCACUAUGUCAUCAGUUUCGGAUUUAUUAAAUUGUAUAACAGUGCAAAAUAUUGCUCAUUUGUAGUGGUCUUUCUUGAACUAUCCUGAAAAAAAGAUAUAAAGAUAACUAAAAACUUGUUGAAAAAUAAACAGGUGAUUCACUUCUAAAUGCAGAUUUCUCCACAUAGAAGUAAUCAUCAACUUAAAGUGCCCUCUUUGAGGAUUGUAAUAGAGAUCCAUCUGGAUUCAUCAACAUAAUUCUAAACAUUUCUUCACAAAAAAAUACAUUUUCAACAUUGUUUUUGGAACAAAAACAGCUGUCAACGCUGAAUAUUGCAUUGUUGCAUUUCUUUUCACACUUUAUGAACUUACAUUCAUAUUUUGUUGAAGUAUUAUUCAAUAAAUAUGUUCAUAAAGGAUUUUUGAAUUGUUGCUAUUUUUAGAAUAUUUAAAAAAAAUCUCUUGGCAUACCUUCAAGUACCCCCAUUUGAGAACCACA
Nerophis ophidion (straightnose pipefish) is the source of this 1900-nucleotide messenger RNA. RefSeq names its product guanine nucleotide-binding protein G(olf) subunit alpha-like. Lineage: Eukaryota; Metazoa; Chordata; Actinopteri; Syngnathiformes; Syngnathidae. Gene Ontology annotation, biological process: adenylate cyclase-modulating G protein-coupled receptor signaling pathway. Gene Ontology annotation, molecular function: GTPase activity; GTP binding; G protein-coupled receptor binding. Gene Ontology annotation, cellular component: heterotrimeric G-protein complex. The record is from RefSeq and is a predicted model, not a curated record. The coding region runs from base 331 to 1176 and encodes 281 amino acids. The transcript is spliced from 5 exons.